UCUUCCUUCAAAAUCAAACUCUCUCUCCUUCAAAUUCUCCGGUGAAAAUGUCAGGCCGCGGCAAGGGAGGCAAGGGGUUGGGCAAGGGAGGAGCGAAGCGUCACAGGAAGGUGCUGAGGGAUAACAUCCAGGGCAUCACCAAGCCCGCCAUCCGCCGUCUCGCUCGCCGUGGCGGAGUCAAGCGUAUCUCCGGCCUCAUCUACGAGGAGACCAGAGGUGUCCUCAAGAUCUUCCUCGAGAACGUCAUCCGUGACGCCGUCACUUACACCGAGCACGCUCGCAGGAAGACCGUCACGGCCAUGGACGUCGUCUAUGCGCUCAAGAGGCAGGGAAGGACCCUUUACGGAUUUGGGGGUUAAUUCAGAUUAGGGUUUUUGC
Molecule: messenger RNA, 378 nt
Organism: Argentina anserina (silverweed cinquefoil)
Lineage: Eukaryota; Viridiplantae; Streptophyta; Magnoliopsida; Rosales; Rosaceae
Product: histone H4
Exons: 1
Coding region: 48-359 (103 amino acids)
Biological process (GO): nucleosome assembly
Cellular component (GO): nucleosome
Molecular function (GO): structural constituent of chromatin; protein heterodimerization activity; DNA binding
Source: RefSeq, a predicted model, not a curated record